Oncorhynchus masou masou (cherry salmon) is the source of this 7720-nucleotide messenger RNA. RefSeq names its product zinc finger protein with KRAB and SCAN domains 8-like. The transcript is spliced from 3 exons. The record is from RefSeq and is a predicted model, not a curated record. Gene Ontology annotation, biological process: regulation of transcription by RNA polymerase II. Lineage: Eukaryota; Metazoa; Chordata; Actinopteri; Salmoniformes; Salmonidae. Bases 121 to 1827 code for a protein of 568 amino acids. Gene Ontology annotation, molecular function: RNA polymerase II cis-regulatory region sequence-specific DNA binding; DNA-binding transcription factor activity.
AAACAACAAUAAAACUGUGUACGUAGUUAGCUAGCUAACCUGCAAGAAAUACAAUACGAGUAAAAGACAAAAAAUACGCACAGUCGCUCGGCCGUUGCUAGAGACUCCAAGAGUGGAACCAUGGAUGUGGUGCGGUUAUUUACAAACCUACUAGCAGUGCACAGACAGCAGCUACAGGCUCUGGCUGUACAGGGGGAGAUCCAGACUGAGGCUCUGGCACAGUUACUGGAGAAGGAGGAGCUCAGGAGAAUGGAGCCAGAUGUGAAGCUGGAGGAGGUGAAGGAUCCUGAGGCCUACCUGCUGCUUUUGGAGGAGGCAGACUCCAACUCCAGGCUUUCUAAUGUGAAGUGGGGGCUCCUUGGUGGGGAGUGCCUCAGGUCAGGAGAGCCAAACUACGAGACACUGAGGGCUAGCCUGCAGAGCCAAGUCAGGGCAGAAGAGAGCCGACGGCAAGAGGACUUCAGCUAUCUGAGGUACGACCCUGAGAGAGGACCCAGGGAGUUGGGGCAGGGACUGGAAAGUGCUGCCCAGCACUGGCUUCGGCCUGAGAGGAGAACGGCUGCGGAGGUGGUGAGGUGUGUGGCCCUGCAGAGGUUUGUGUCACUCCUGCCCACACACGUUGGAGACUGUGUGCUGAAACAGUGCCCCCGGGACAUGGAGGAGGCUGUCUACAUGGCUGAGGAGUACCUGAACAACACACCUGGGGAUAAGUGCAGUGAGAUGGACAACCACACUGAUGGAGAGGGAUACCCUGCAGGCCAACUGAGAGAGGAAGAAGCAGGACCUGCAGAACAUCAAGUUAACAGUGAGAAGAUGAAAGUCACAGGACCAGGGUUGUUUCUGAAGAGGAUAGAAUUUUCUAAAGUCUGUCAGUCCAGUACUUUCAAUAUAGAUGCCAAACAUCUGGAGGACAUUUACAGUGAGGAGAGGAGACUUGAUGGAGAAGAUGAUUUGGUUGAGGAAGACAAUUUUUCUGAACAUGAGGACUGGAUUAAGGAGGAGAUAAAAUACAAUAACCAGGCUGAGGUAGAGGAUGAGAUCAGGUCAGCCUCUGAGAUGGGACAGUCUACUGAUGUGGAUAGAAAUACUGAGAAUGUUGAGAGAAGUCAGUUUAGAAACAUAGCAAAUCAGAUGCCCGUCUUUGGAAGGGCCAAGAGAGGUGUAUCUGCUCCUGUCAUCUCCUCGUCCAGCCCCAACACCGCCGAGAAAGAGGGAGGAACACCCUGCUGCCUGAAGCGGAAAAACAAAGAAGAUCCCCUCCAUAGACCAAGCCACUGCUGUCAUGACUGUGGUAAGAGCUACAAACGGGCUGCUUUUCUCAGCAAACACAGUUGCAGUGCCUUCCCUAAGUUCAUCUGUCCUGACUGUGCCCAAGUCUUUGCCUCUCAGAAAUGCCUGACCCACCACCGCAGGAGCCAUAAUAAGGCUCUAGGCUGCUCAGAGUGUGGAAAGCAGUUUAGGGACAAGUAUAAUCUGAAAUGUCACAUGAGAACCCACACAAGUGAGUCCCCUUAUACCUGUACAGACUGCGGGGAUGUCUUUGCUCAGCUGAAAGGGCUGCAGGAGCACAGGAACAUCCACACAGAAGAAAGGCCAUUCCGCUGCAGUGUGUGUGGGGAGGGCUUCCACCACAGCCACACCCUAACAAAACAUAAGCUUCUUCACUCCCAGGAGUCUUUCCUCUGUACUCGCUGUGGAAAGAGUUUUAAACUAAAUGACGACUUGCUAAGGCAUCUGAGGACGGUGCAUGAUGAAAGCAUGUACCUCAAUGGAGAUCAGAGUUUUCAUAAGAAUGGAGACAUUUCACCUAGGCCCUAUUGGAAUUGACUCUAUUUAAAAAAGUCCCCACUUAAAAUGUUCAACAUACUUCUUAUUAUUGGUGAGACUUGCGACGCAAACGUCCCAGUUUAAAUCUUUGUCAUAAUAAUUCUUAUUAGUGGGGCUUGCAAAGCAUUCUCUUACAUUGUUUAAGCUAGAAACAUCAUUCAAACUUUAAAAUGUGCAGAACAGUCAGGACCAGUGUGCUUGCAAUCAACUUUUUGAUAUAUUUUAUUAUUUUUAAACUAUUAAGCUUUUUUGUCCUUUUUCACUUUCAUGUGAUUUCUUCAACAUUCUAAAUGUCCCAUUGUGACAUCAACUCCCAGACUUCCAGCAUUCCAUUUACUGUGAACAAUGAAACUUUUGACACAAACCUGAUGCCACUUUCUCAACCAUUUUGACAAAAAGUUAGAGCAUAUGUAAUCUUCCUCUACUUUGCUAUUCAAAUCUGAAAUUGGAACAAAAAUAUCAUACCGAUCAAACAAUACAGCUGUUUUACUAACUGCAUCAAUGACAUUUCUAUUAACUUUUUAUAAACAACCUAAAUUUGGACCACUUUCCCAGUUAGACAAAAAGUUAGAGCAUAUGAGAUCUUUGUCUACUUCUUUGGUAUUCAAAUCUGGGAUCAGAACAAAUGAUUUACUACUAAUCAAAAGUUACAGCUGUCUGAUUUUAGUGUGAUGAAAAGCAGCCAGCUAACAGCUCUCUGUUUCAUCAUUGAGCAGCCCAAACAGCCAUUGCAAUGGAAACUUGCAAAAACUUAAAAGGUUAUGACAUCUGGUCUACAUCUCUGCUAUUCACAUUUGGAAUCAGAACAUAAUUAUCUUCUACCAAUCAAAAGUUACAGUUGUUUGUCUGAGUUGAGUGGUGAAAAGUAACUAGUUAACGCCAACUAACAGCUGUCUCAUGCCACGUCAAAUUGUUUAUGCAGGGCUCCCUUGUGAAAGAGACCCUGGGGUCAUUGGGGACUCCCUAAAGGUACAUUUUAAAAAAUGUAGCAGACCAAAAGGAGCCAUUGCUAUGGAUACUCGCAAAAACGUAGAGAGUAUAACAUCUUGGACUCAGCUAUUUAAAUCUGGAAUCAGAACAGAACAAACUUCUACCAAUCAAUAGUUUCUGAGUUACUGCAGUUUGUCAGAGUUUAGUGACAAAGUAGCUAGCUAACAUCAGCUAAAAGCUCUCUCAGCCCAAACAGAGCCGUUGCUAUGGAUACCAAUGCAUUUCAUUGGCUGAAAAGGGGCCAUAGACUGCAAUGAAAAAAAUCAAUGGGACGACUGGGUGAUCUUGUUCUCCGAGGCUUACGUGAGGAAGGUCUUUAUUCAGGUCAACACUCACAGGGCUUACGGGCCUGUUCUCCGAGCAUGCACAGAUCAGCUUGCAGGCAUAUUCACUGUAAUUUUCAACCUCUCCUUGUCCCAGUCUGUAAUCUACACAUGUCUUAAGAUAACUACCAUUAUUCCUGUUUCCAAGAACUCUUAAAGCUUUAUGCCAAAAUGACUACCGCCCUAUAGUGCUUUGAAAGGUUAUUCAUCCCAGACACCAGACAUACUGCCUCAACAGAUCCAUAGACGAUGCAAUCUCAAUUACGCUCCACACUACCCUCAUCCACCUCGAUAAGAAGAUAAUUUUUCUAUGUGAGAAUGCUGAUCAUUGAUUACAGCUCAGCGUUCAACACUAUUGUCCCCUCCAAGCUCAUCACCAAGCUUAGGACCUGCUUGUUUGUUAUUUUACCUGCUUGCUUGUUAUUUUACUGUAAACCUUUAUUUAAUCAGUGGAGCCCAAUUGAGACCAGUGUUUCAUUUUCAAUGGUGCCUUGAGACCACAAAGCUAAAAAAUAUUACACUACACCAGAACAUCACUAACAUCAGAGCCAUCAUAAGCAGGUUACUAAAUCAAUCAAUCAAAACAAUUGUACACCUCGAACUCAUUUAUCAUCUGGGUUUUAAAAUGCCUUAGUAGCACCAGGGAAUCCAAAUGUAAUGAAUUUUGUAAAUGAUUACAAAAAUGUGGAGUGUGAAAACUAAAAGCAGAUUCACCUAAUUCUGUGGAGAUUGAGGAUUCUGAAGAGUUAGCAAACCCAUUUACAGGGUUGGUUAUCUCAUUCUUUAAUACGUUAGCAACGAAGUUAGGUAAUUUGGAAGCUUGUGUAGUAGGACUUCGGGAACAAAAAGGGAGUAAUACAUUGAUCUACGUGACUUUAAUGAGGACCAGCCAAUCUAUUUAUAAAAAAGUAGCCCACAUUAAAUAUUAGCUUUUUAACUAGGUCAUCCGUAUGUUUUUUAAACAUGAAAUACUUUGUCAAUCCAGAUGUCCAGAUAUUUGUAGGCGGGAACCUGAUCAAUGGGAGAAACAUCCAAUUAAUAAAUGUGUAGUCCAUCUGAAAUAUUCUUGCGAGAACUAGAGAACAACAUGUAUUUCAUCUUGAUCGCAUUAAGUACAAGUUUUAAACCAACCAGGGCUUUCUGAAUGGUAACAAGGUCAGAUUGCAGCUCUAAUAUAGCCUGUUCAACAGUUGGGGCAAUGGCAUACAUAAGUGUCAUCUGCAUACAGAUUAAUAUUACAAGUUUUAACAGAUAGACUAUUAUUUAAAUAAAUAGUAAAGAUAACAGGUCUUAGUACGGACCCCUGCGGUACACCUUGUGUAAUAUCCAGAAAACUAGACUUAACACCACCAGAGAUCACACAUUGAGUCCUGUCUGACAGAAAGUUUUCAAACCACUUGCAAGAAGCUUGAUCCAGGCCUAUUCAGUCAACCUUUGAAUAAGAAUGUGAUGGUCAACAGUAUUGAAUGACUUGGAAAGGUCUAUAAAUAAGGCAGCAGAAUGAUUUAACAAUUUUAACACAUCAUCAUAAACAAGUGUAGCAGCUGAAACUGUGCUAUGUCCAGAUCUAAAACAGGAUUGGUGCACAUUAAAAAUAGAGGGAGAAGUUAAAGUUUUUGCUGAAAGUUAGUCUGGGAUUCUAAAACUUUGGAAAGGCAACAUAAUUUGGAAAUUGGACAGGAGUUAACUAAGUCAGAAGGAUCUCCUCUUUUAUGUAGUGGGAGGACAUUUGCCUCUUGCCAUAUCUUUGAGAUAACACUAGAAACAAUUGUCAAGUAAAACAUAUAGGUCAGUGGUUCUGCAAUAAGUGGGGCAGAGAGCUGCAAUAAGAAGAAAUCAAGUGAAUCAGCCUCUAUGUUUUUUAGCAAAGUACAUCAUAGACAUCAAAGGGUUGAAAUGAAAAUAAAGUAUGAGUCUGUUCGUGCAUCAUUCUCUACAAUCUGGUCUGAGGUGACUGAAGGACUCCCUCUAGUGGGAUGAGAUUAAUUUUCAGAGAUGAUUCUUUCAAACAGUUGGCCAGUCGACGCAAAAUGGUUAUUAAAAGCAUCAUAAAUGUCCAUUUUGUCUAGAAUGGGACCAGAGGCUGUCAACCUGCUGAGGCAACGAGGGGUGGAGUUUUGUUUAAAGGAUUUGACCACUUUCCAGAAGUUGGCUGGAUUGCCACCACUCUGAAAAACAAUUCAAGAAAUAUAAUGAUUUUGCUUUUGAAACCAGGGAUAGAAAUCUGUUUCUCAAAUCUCUGAAGGACUGCCAAUCAGAUGUAGAAUCAGUCCGUCUAACCUUAGCCCAAGCUACAUUUCUUUCCUGUAAUUUCUCCGACAAUUCAUGCGUAAACCAAGGAUUACAUCAGUCUUUUACCCUUAAACAGGGAAAUAAAAAAAAUAAAGGUUAAGUGCCUGAUCCACAUCAGUGAUAUUUGACACAAUCCCCAAGUCACUCAACCCCAGCUCAGAAAAAAUGUGCUCAUUAAAAUUCCUAAAAUGUAUCUUUAUAAUAAUGUGUGAGCAAUAUUUAGGUAGUUUACAUAUUAUUAUAAAGAAACAUUCUAGGAAUUUUAAUGAGCAAAAUGUUUUGUCUGAGAUGGCAAUGGUGCUACAGAGUGUGUUCUGGACAGCCCAGUACUUCACUGGAGCCGAGCCCCCUGCCAUCCAGGACCUGUAUAUCAGUCGUUGUGAAAGGAAGGCCCGGAAAAUCUUUAAAGACUCCAGCCACCCAAGCCAUAGACUGUUUUCUCUGCUUCUGCACGGCAAGUGGUACCGGUUAAUUAAGUCCGACACCAACAGGCUCCUGAACAGCUUCUAUCCCGAAAACAUAAGACUGCUAAAUACCUUACAGAAUGGUUACACGGACUAUCUGCGUUGACCCUUGUAUUUUAUUUGUGUUGUCUCUAUGCACACUCACAGGAUUCUACACAGUUAUGCACACUGACAGUCCAAAACAUAACAUGCACACACGCACUCCCAUACAAUCAUCAUUUAUGCUGAUACUAUGUUUAUCAUAUAUCCUGAUGCCUAGUCACCUUACCCGAUGCAUACUCUAUAUAGGACCAAAAGUAUGUGGACACAUUUGUGGUGGAAAAAGUACCCAUUUGUCAUACUUGAGUAAAAGUAAAGAUACCUUAAUAAAAAAUGACUCAAGUGAAAGUCACCCAGUACUACUUGAGUAAAAGUCUAAAAGUAUAUGGUUUUAAAUAUACUUAAGUAUCAAAAGUAAAUGUAAUUGCUAAAAUAUACUUAAGUUUCAAACGUACAAGUACAAGUAUAAAUCAUUCCUUAUAUUAAGCAAAACAGACGCCACAUUUUUUUAUUUACGGAUAGCCAAGGGCACACUCCAACACUCAGACAUAAUUUACAAACAAAGCAUGUGUUUAGUGAGUCUGCCAGAUUAGAUCAUUAAUAUGGAGUUGGUCCCCCUUGCUACUAUAACAGCUUACACCCUUCUGGGAAGUCUUUCCACUAGAUGCUGGAACAUUGCUGCGGGGACUUGCUUCCAUUCAGCCACGAACAUUAGUGAGGUCGGGCACUGAUUUUGGGCGAUUAGCCCUCACUCGCAGUCAGCGUUUCAAUUCAUCCCAAAGGCAUUCAAUGGAGUUGAGGUUAGGGCUCUGUGCAGGCUAGUCAAGUUCUUCCACACUGAUCUCAACAACAAUUUCUGUAUGGAUCUUGCUUUGCGCAAACAAGAAAGGGCCUUCCCCAAGUUGGAAGCACACAAUCGUCUAGAAUGUUUUUGUAUUCUGUAGCGUUAAGAUUUCCCUUCCCUGGAACUAAGGGGCCCGAUCCAUGAAAAACUCUUGGCAUUGGCAUUGCGCAUGGUGAACUUAGGCUUGUGUGCGGCUGCUCGGCCAUGGAAACCCAUUUCAUGAAGCUCCAGACGAACAGUUCUUGUGCUGAUGUUGCUUCCAGAGGCAGUUUGGAACACAGUUGUGAGUGUUGCAACCGAGGACAGACCAUUUUUACGCAUUUCCUCACUCGGCGAUCCCGUUCUGUAAGCUUGUGUGGCCUACCACUUCCCGGCUGAGCCGUUGUUGCUCCUAGACGUUUCAACUUCACAAUUACAGCACUUACAGUUGACCGGGGCAGCUCUAGAAGGGCAGAAAUUUGACAAACUGACUUGUUGGAAAGGUGACAUCCUAUGACGGUGCCAUGUUGAAUGUCACUGAGCUCUUCAGUAGGCCAUUCUACUGCCUACUGCCAAUGUUUGUCGAUGGAGAUAACAUGGCGUGUGCUCGAUUUUAUACACCUGUCAGCAACAGGUGUGGCUGAAAUAGCCGAAUCCACUAAUUUGAAGGGGUGUCCACAUACUUUUGUAUAUAUAGUGUAUCUACCUCUACCACUCCAGUAUUCCUGCACAUUGUAAAUAUGGUAUUGGAACUGACCCUGUAUCUCGCUUCUUACUUUCUCAUGUUCUUAUUUUUAUUUGUGUCUUUCUGUUCUACCUUAUGGCAUUUUUAGUGCUACAUUGAUAAUGAUUACUGCAUUGCUGGAUUUAGAGCUUGCAAUAAAUGCAUUUCACUGUACUUGUGCAUGUUACAUUAAAAACUUAACUUGAAAAACUAUAAUAAAAUGUUAGUUUCUAUCUGA